Messenger RNA from Mesorhabditis belari, 1041 nucleotides. The record is from the annotation of a GenBank genome assembly. Lineage: Eukaryota; Metazoa; Nematoda; Chromadorea; Rhabditida; Rhabditidae.
AUGAAGAAUCGAGCGAACGAUGAUCAAAUGAUGGUCGAUCAAUCUAAGGAGAAUAAAAAAAACAAGAAGAAUUUUGGGCCUUUGAACAUGGAACAGUACAAAUUGCCGGAUGGAUCGUUGGACGGAAAGGAGAUCUUUGUGUGGUACGCAUUCUAUGAUCGCAGAAAUCGGAGUGAAACUCUUCUUGAUGUGGUGAGACGACAAAUGAAUCCGGCUGAAUACCCGGGUGUCGGAGCUCUCAAUCUUGAUCAUCACGGUCUCGGUUUCCCGGAUGAACCUUGGGAUUAUGGUAAAUUCCGAGAGUUAAACAUUGUCAAAAAGGGACACCCGUUUGAGUCGAGUAGACCACAAAAAUACAUCUACCAGACUGAAUAUGCAAAAUUGCCUUGGGUUCACGAGAUGAAAAACUUCUUUGGAAACAAGAAAUCGCAAAUGCUUCCCACAGAGCAAGUGAUCUAUCUUCACAUGCGAAAUGAAAUGACAAAUCUCGAGGGGACACCACGAAUCUAUCCCGAUUUUCAAAUGUUUGAGUUUUUCCAUGACGAUAUUGGUUGGGUGAAGAGCUGUAAGAAUAAAAUCAAAUUGACGGAAGAGUGGACAAGAGAUUGGAUCGAGAAUAGUAUCGUCAGAAAUCAAUUAAAUGCAAUAAUGCAAGCCUCAUGUGUUGUUGAUCGAUACUUUCAACGACAUCUCGUUCCCGCAAUGCGUGACACGUUUGGAAUGAGUAAAGAGAAUGUUCGCAAAUUUCGUCAAAGCUACUAUAAAAUCGUGAGUCGUUAUCACAAUGAUCUCAACGCGUGUGUUUGGGCGGCUUUAGGCAAUGAUGGAUACACUCAAUCAUACAAACCGUGGAUGGCUUCAAGAGACACGAUAAUGGUUCAAAUUUUGACCGAAUCCGCAGUGCUGGAUUCCAUUCGUCCACUCACGAAAAACUAUCGACAAACAAUCACAGAAUCAUUCAAAUUUCUUCGACGCAACCUUUCAAAACCACUUUUCGAUUUGAGCACUUUUUUGAAAAAGGGUACAAUUUAUUAUGUCAGU